AUGGAAAAUCCAGUCCAAGAAAUCGCCGGCGUCAUCAACGCCCUCACCAAAGGAACCCCCCAGCAGCAGCAAGACACGCUCAACACAUACUUCCUCUCCAACGCGUCCUUCAUCCACCCCUUUUGCCGCGUGCCCUCCAUCUCGCGCGGCGCCGUCCCGCUCGCGAGGGACCUCGACUCGCGCUGGCUCAUCCUGGGCAUCUACCGCUGGUACCGCACGCUGAGUCCGAAAAUCAGCCUCACCGUCGAUUCAUCCGUCUUCGACCACCACAACAACACCCUCUACGUCUCCAUCCGCCAGACCUUCUCCAUCUGGUUCAUCCCGCUGCACUCCUCCCGCGUCAAGCUCCUCUCCGUCCUGCGCCUCGUCCAGGGCUCCUCCUCCGAACCAGGCCAGCUGUCGCCGCCGCCAAAGUACACCGCGGCAGACGGCCGGUCCGCCGUCUCGUCCGCCCUCGCGGGGCCCGGCCAGGAGAGGCUGCGAUACUACAUUGCCAGCCAGGAGGACCUGUACCAGACAAACGACUUUGUGGCCUUUGUGGUGCCGUACCUGGGGCCGCUGCUGGUGUUUCUGUGGCAGCUGUACAGCACGGGGGUGACGGUGGUUUGCUCGCUUCUGUUUUUGCCGUUGUACUAUUUCAUGAAUAGCAGCCGGGUCAAGGCUGCGAGGCGGGCGUGA
This is a messenger RNA of Trichoderma reesei QM6a, 678 nucleotides long. RefSeq lists its product as uncharacterized. The transcript has 3 exons. The coding region runs from base 1 to 678 and encodes 225 amino acids. Lineage: Eukaryota; Fungi; Ascomycota; Sordariomycetes; Hypocreales; Hypocreaceae. The record is from RefSeq and is a predicted model, not a curated record.